Puntigrus tetrazona (Sumatra barb) is the source of this 1360-nucleotide messenger RNA. RefSeq names its product E3 ubiquitin-protein ligase TRIM39-like. The record is from RefSeq and is a predicted model, not a curated record. Gene Ontology annotation, molecular function: protein binding. Lineage: Eukaryota; Metazoa; Chordata; Actinopteri; Cypriniformes; Cyprinidae.
AUGGAAGGCCUCCCUGGCUGGAUCAGGGAGUUCUGGAGUCCAUUUCGAUCUGGGUACUUGGGAAGCCAUUUCUGGGCAGCCUUCAAGACUGUGAUCUCCCCUGGGAGUGGACCCUAUGGUACAGACCUAGAAGAAGCUUCAGCUGUCUUCAUCUCUGCUUCCGGGAGUUUUGAUGAGAGUGCACUGAGACAAUGUUCGUUUACUGUUAGUAGCCCAGUUCUGGCCGCUCAUACCUUCUGGUCUUCCAGCCGAGGUGGUAGAGACCUUGCACCAACCAAGAUCUCCUCAACAAGAAAAAGUAGGAUCAAUCGUAACACAGAUUCUUCUAAUAAUGUCUUGGCUGUCCUGGUUGAGCAGAGAAACACAGAGCAGGAGAAAGCAGCCCGUGUCGAGCUCUUCACUGAUCUGAUCCGCUCCAUUGAGAGACUUCAGACCGAACUACUGGAGAUGAUAGAGGAGCAGCAGAAAGCAGCAGAGAAACAAGAGCGAGAUCUGAUUGAAGAGCUGGAACAGGAGAUCUCUGAGCUAAAGAUGAGAAACAUUGAGCUGGAGCAGCUCUCACACACUAAAGAUCACCUCCACCUCCUACAGAUCUACUCAUUCCUGAGCAUCUCCAGAAACACCAGGAACUAUCCUGAGAUCAUUGUGAAGACUCAUGAGAGUCUGGAGACUCUGAGGAGAGCUCUGACUCAACUGAAGGACACUAUAGACGAGAAACUCUCACAAACUGUCUCUUCAGAGCUGAAGUGGAUGCAGCAGUAUGCAGUGGAUGUGACUCUGGAUCCUGAUACAGCUCAUCCUGAUCUCAUUCUGUCUGAUGAUGGAAAACAAGUGAGAGAUGGAGACUUUACACAGAAACUCCCAGACAAACCUGAGAGAUUUGAUAUAUGUGUAAAUGUCCUGGGAAAGGAGGGAUUCUCCUCGGGGAGAUUUUAUUUUGAAGUGCAGGUAAAAGAAAAGACUGAAUGGAUUUUAGGAGUGGCCAGAGAAUCCAUUCACAAAGGACAGAUCAAACUGAGUCCCAGAGAUGGAUACUGGACUUUGAUUCUGAGGAAUGGAGAUGAAUAUAAAGCCUGUGAGGAUUGUCGUGUCUCUCUGUCUCUGAGAGGAAGCCACAGCGAGGUUGGUGUGUUUGUGGAUUAUGACGAGGGUCUGGUCUUUUAUGAUGAGUCCAGCUCUCAUAUCUACUCUUUCACCGAUCAGUCUUUCACUGAAAAACUCUAUCCAUUAUUUAGCCCAUCCUUAAACUAUGGAGGUAAAAACUCAAAUCCACUGAUCAUCACACCUGUCAGUUAUAAUAAAUGAAUUUCUCUUGAUAUGAAAUACAAGAUUAUAGUUAUGAUUUUUAUAAAUUGUUAUG